CUGGCUGAUUUGCCAGGGUGUGGCUCAACCCUCAGCACAUCGCAGUGGAGUUUAAUCCUCCUAGUGAGUACUUCAUUCCUCAUUCCUGCUGCUGCUGCUGCUUCGGUCUGUACUGCAGUCAUCUACUGCUCCUAAACUGAAACUCUUCUCUCGCUUCGAGCUCUUUGAAGUAUUACGUGAAUCCCAAAGAUGGCUGGCAGAGGCACAGUGAAGGCCCAUGGUGGAUUCAAUGCUAACAAUGACGCUGAAGUUCUCUUCAAGGCCAUGAAAGGACUCGGCACCGAUGAGGAUGCUAUUCUCCAGCUGCUGAUAGCACGUAGUAAUGCACAGCGCCAAGAAAUCAAGGCUGCAUUCAAAACUCUGCAUGGAAAUGAUUUGGUGGAUAAUUUGAAGUCAGAGCUGGGUGGGAAGUUUGAGAGUCUGAUCGUAGCUCUGAUGACUCCUCCCAUCAUGUAUGAUGUCACAUGUCUGCGGGAUGCUAUUAAGGGUGCAGGCACAGAUGAGAAAGGGCUGAUUGAGAUCUUGGCAUCAAGGUUACCUAAUGAAGUCAAUGAGAUCAAAAGUUUAUACAAGCGAGAGCAUAAUGAUGAUCUGGAGAAAGAUGUGACUGGUGACACUGGAGGUAAUUUCAGUAGGAUGCUGGUUGUUUUGCUACAAGCCAGCAGACAGCAGGGUAUACAAGAGGACCUCAUCCAAAGCGAUGCCCAGGCUCUGCUUGCAGCAGGAGAACAGAAGUAUGGAACCGAUGAAGGCCAGUUCAUCACUAUACUGGGAAACCGUAGUAAUGCUCACCUUAGGAGAGUUUUUGAGGAGUAUAGAAAGCUCUCAGGGUAUGAAAUAGAGGAGAGCAUCCAGAGAGAGACAUCAGGAACCCUCCAAGAAGUACUGCUGGCCGUGGUGAAGUGUGCUCGCAGUGUGCCGGGUUAUUUUGCCGAGAGCCUUUACAAUGCCAUGAAGCAGGGGGCAGGCACUGAUGACCAGAAACUGAUCAGGAUCAUGGUUUCCCGCAGUGAGGUGGACAUGAUGGAUAUACGCGCUGAAUUCCGCAAGAGGUUUGCAACCUCUCUGCACAAAACGAUUCAGGGUGAUACCUCUGGUGACUACCGUAAAGCCCUGCUGCUGCUGUGUGGCGGUGAUGAUGCAUAAACCCUGCCACCCUCUCUGUCUGGGUCACAUCCCAGGACUCCCAGCUCAGGGGCAGGUCUGUGGGACGAGGGCCUAGUCCCCUUCUGAACCCAGUUCAGGACAAAUUACAAAAACAUGACAUUCCAAAUCAUUAGAAGGAUCUCUUGUCCAGUUGUGUAAUUGCUCUGCAUAGCACAGAAUGACUUAAUUCGAGUAAGCAAUAAGCAUAUUUUGGCAUUCAUAUUUCAUGAAAUGUGUUCUAGAUUUAGAGAGAAAAAAUAUUUUAGUAGAAGCUACAAAAAUAUGAAGAACAGAGAACAACAUAAUAACCAUUCUCUGCUUGACUUGAUCAGUUACAGAAAAAAUAAAGUCCUCUAAUAAUUUCUUUUUAAAGAUAUUUUUAUUAUGAAAAUAAAAAAUAUUUAAAAUAUCUAUUAACUCUAUUCUAAAUAAGACCAAAGACUCAUUUGUACUCAAUGAAGCAAUAUUUUAUAUUUAUUGUUUGUAUGCUUACUAACUUCCUUGACAUUUCAGUAUAUAGCCAUAUAAUGUCACAACCAGUCUCAUAAUUGGCAUUAUUAGCAAGUUUGUUUCACUCUUUGUUUACCCACAGCAAAUAAAGAUUAGCUAAAUGUUUGCCCUCUUUAAGGUUAUUAAUGCUCAUUAAAAGCUGAAGAAAAAGGUGCUACUACUAAAAUGUUCUAACAUUUCAUUGCCAUGAUGUUCACAAUAAACACUCAUGAAAUAAAAGCAAA
Sinocyclocheilus anshuiensis is the source of this 1880-nucleotide messenger RNA. Its product is annotated as annexin A5-like. The record is from RefSeq and is a predicted model, not a curated record. Bases 190 to 1146 code for a protein of 318 amino acids. NCBI's taxonomy places the organism in Eukaryota, Metazoa, Chordata, Actinopteri, Cypriniformes, Cyprinidae. The transcript has 13 exons. Gene Ontology annotation, molecular function: phosphatidylserine binding; calcium-dependent phospholipid binding; calcium ion binding. Gene Ontology annotation, biological process: negative regulation of coagulation. Gene Ontology annotation, cellular component: nucleus; plasma membrane; cytoplasm.